UCUCCCCUUAAGCUGCAGUGGUAGGGGAGGUAAUCGCUGCACAAAAAUUUCUCUGGACGUCGGCAUACAAGACAUACAAAAAUGACGUCUGUCGUGCCCAAGGACUGGGAAAAGAAACAUAGCAGUUUCAAUUUGUUAUUUGCUAUGCCAGACAACAUAAAUCAAUCAAAAAAAAUGAUUGUCGGCUUUGGAAUCGGUGCCAAAAUAGGACUAGCUGGUUCAUGUGCCAAUAUUCUGUUAACACCAUACACAACAUUUGAACAGAUUCUUUAUACAAGAAAAAUGUGGGCACUUCUAACAACAUCUAAAGGUUUUAUGGUAGGAGCAUUUUCUGGAUGUAUGUAUGUUGCAACUGCGCAGCAGGUUUGUCGUCUAAGAGGUAACAAGGAUGACUGGAUCAACCAUUUUGCUGCGGCAUAUGCUGGAGUUCUUCCAUACUCUGUACUUUUCAAGCAGACAUGGAAGUUUUUCUUGAUGGGCGGUACAGUAUUUGGAAUAGGAGCUGCCAUUGCUAAACUAAGUGGGCAGUCAGACUUGAUUAAGAACACCUAUACAGCUGACAGGUGUAAAGAAACUCCCACAAAAUACCCGGAAAUAUACUUGCAUUAUCAUGUGCUUAAGGAACAGAGAGAAGAAAAACAACGCCAGAAGAAUUUGUUAGAUUGAAAAUUACAUUUAAUAAGUUAUCAUGGUGUUUUAUAAUUAACCAUACUAAUUGUGAAGGAAAUUAAGGGUUAAUAACAGCUCGUAUACCAAGGAUCUGCAGUUAGAUUUUGAUAUUUCGUUAUUAUACAGUGCGGAUAUUUUCUUCUGUUAAAAAUUGAUGAAAAGAAAUAUGCAUUUGAAAAUGUUAUGUAGUAAUAAAAAGGACUUAUUUGGUUUA
Mercenaria mercenaria is the source of this 883-nucleotide messenger RNA. RefSeq lists its product as uncharacterized. The transcript is spliced from 4 exons. Lineage: Eukaryota; Metazoa; Mollusca; Bivalvia; Venerida; Veneridae. The coding region runs from base 82 to 666 and encodes 194 amino acids. The record is from RefSeq and is a predicted model, not a curated record.